Fusarium sp. VM40 is the source of this 798-nucleotide messenger RNA. Lineage: Eukaryota; Fungi; Ascomycota; Sordariomycetes; Hypocreales; Nectriaceae. The record is from the annotation of a GenBank genome assembly.
AUGGCACCCGAAACACCGAGAGGAGUCUCAUCGAGACUUCUCACUAUGAAGUUCAUGCAGCGAGCAGUAGCCUCAGAAAAUUCUUCUCCUGCUUCAGAAACACAUUCUUCAAAGAAGAGAAAGACUGCGCACUCUCCAGUGGCAGGCCGCCUCGAUCUAAAUAUUGACCAGGCCGCUAUUCGGGCUGCCCUCGACGCUCAGGAAACAACACGUCAAACAGCUCUCGAGCAGCAUGUUGGUGCCGACACACGUUGGGUUUUGGACAGCAACAUUACCAGCUCAAAGGCUACCAGCCAGUCAAAGACACCUCUCAAUGUUGUUUAUGUUGGAUAUGGUGAUAUUGACUCAUCUAAUGAUUCAGGCGAUAAUGAGGAUGCGCCGAGCAAUGGACGUACUUCGACAAAUAGUUUCAAGAAGGCGAUUAACCAGAAACCAGAACCACAAAAGAAUGGAGACAAUGAGGAAGACAGUGAAGAUGAAGACUCGGACGGCGCAGAUACGCCAGUGCAUGGACGAAAGCGGAAGCCAUCCAGUGAUAGCCCAAGCCGUUCGCGCUCAAGAUCACAGUCACGGCCAAAUGCCGAAAGUCUAAAGGCCAAAGAGUUCCGUGAAAAGAGGAAAAAGAAGGAAGUGAAGUUGACCAAGCCAACCUCGAUCUCUGGAGGUGGCAUCUCUGCUGGAGGAGGUAGCCAGUUCUCACCAUCCGGUGGGAAGGGCAUGACUUGCUACAAGUGCCAUCAAACCGGCCACAAAGCCGUAGACUGUCCCAAGAGGGGUCAGAUGGCGCAUAUGUACUAG